This is a messenger RNA of Mucor mucedo, 1338 nucleotides long. RefSeq lists its product as uncharacterized. The record is from RefSeq and is a predicted model, not a curated record. Lineage: Eukaryota; Fungi; Mucoromycota; Mucoromycetes; Mucorales; Mucoraceae. The coding region runs from base 114 to 1016 and encodes 300 amino acids. The transcript is spliced from 5 exons.
UGAAAGAGGGAUUCACUUUUAAUAAGAAUAAAAAAGCCUACAAGAAAUAUUAAUCUUAUUCUUCCUGUUUUUUUAUCUUUUAUUUUUCCGUGUCAAACAAACCGUUUUUCCACAUGUGUAACUGCAAAAAUAGAAUUCAUGAAUUCAUGAAGUCGUACAGGCAUCGAGAAAUAAAGGGGUAUAUAUUUUCAAACCGUCGAAUGGCUAACGAUCAUGCUGCUUCAGUGGUUCUGGGGUACACAAACGUGAAUGAACCAUACAAGCUUUCCGUGGAUUCUAGUUCACACUCUAGAAGGAAGAAGAGAAGAAUAUUUAACGGGACAAAUGAACAACAUUUGCGGGACCAAAAUAACCCAUAUGAUCAGCACCGAACCGUUGUAGCGUAUGGGGACGCUUCCCUAAGUGGGACCUUUAAGAAGCAUACCCCUAUACCAGUAAAGAAAAUUCAGAGAGCAAUCGCUCAAAGAGCUCUUGUUAUACCAGUUGAUGAGUACAAUACAUCCCAGAAAUGCUGUCACUGUCUCCAACAAACAAGAAACAUCAAUUAUUCUAAAAUUUUGUACAUGCAACAACCAAGACUUAAAUGCAAACAUAGAAAAAUCAAUUACAAGUACCGUGAUGAAAGAAGAAAGCAUCUCAAAUGUGUUGACGAUGAAGACAACAUUUUAUGGAACACCACGGAUUGUUAUGAACGAGAAGAAAGUAAAAAAUCUUGCGCUUAUUGCAUGGUGACUGAUACUGAAAAUUUGUUUAUAUUUAUUAUAGGAGCCUUCCAAAAUGUUUACCCUCUGAAAUUGUGUCAAAAUUGCCAACGAGAAGGGUCGCCCUGUGUAGGUCUUUUUGUUCAAAUUUUUAUCCGCAACAGCAUUCGACUAAUACGUUUCCCACAGAUAUGGAACAGAGACAUUAACGCUUCCUGCAAUAUCAGAACGGUAUUGACGAGAUACAUAAGAUUAGAUUUUGAUUUAGAUUCCAGGCAGCCACAAUUGACAAGAACAAGACAAGAUGACCAAUAAAUUAUAAUUACGUAGGCACUAUUCCUUGUACAUACACAUAUACUUAUAUACUUGAAUCAAAUAUAUUUCUGAUAAAUACGUACUAUAUAGCAUUUAUUAUCCAAUAAUAAUGCAACCAUUGUAUCGACAUAAGGUAUAGCAUGUAUAAAUACUUUGAUCCAUCUACAAUACAUAUCAAUGAACGUAGUCGAAUUAGGUUACACGGUCAUAAUCCACAAUAAGUCCUCAUUAUUUAGGGACUAAGGCUCAUCCAAAAGACCUAAAAAUUAGAUGGAGUUUGUUCUAACGCGAGAAUAAAUGUAGUCAUCAGCUUCAAAAACCG